GCUAGCUACAGUUCAUCAUAUACAUCGAUCAAGGAAAAAAUAACCAUAUAAUUAUGUCGCUAUAUUAUGACUUCCUGGCCUGCUGGAAUGAGAAAGAAGUCUCAAAUAAGGGAGUUCCCACCGAGCUCAGCCUCUCUCUGGGGCCUUCCCCCACGAAGGAUAUCUAUCCUCUCGACGGCCUCCUCUCGGACCACGAAGAUAACAAUGGAGUCUGCUUGACACUCCGGUUGUCGCCACCGGGUUCCAGUCUCUCUUCCGGUACUCCAUGUAGUUGUAAAAGAAAGACACCUUCAUGGGCCAAGCAGUCAAGAACUUAUAAGAAAAAGGAUGACACCACAUCCCCGAGUACGUCAAAAACUUAUAAGUGCGCGCGCUCUAAAGGAUCAACAAAAAGAGAAGGCAGCGGGGUGCACCAGAGCCCUUCUCCGAGAGCGGGUCUCGGAGAAGGAGGUGGGGACGGGCCGUGGGUGAAGAAGAUGCUGAGCGCGAGCGACGUGAACUCGUCGUCGAGGCUUUUGUUGCCUAAGGCAGAGAUCAUUGAUAGGUACGUGUUGCCUUCUCUGGACGAGGAGAAGGAGACAGCCUGCCAAAGCGCGAUGGGGCUGAGAGUGAAGGUGACGGACAAGGACUGCGACGAGAAAUACGAGCUAACCCUUUUGCAGUGGAAAAGCGGAAGCUAUGUGCUCACUAACAACUGGUCGGAAUAUUUUGUGAGACGGAGGAUUUUGAAGGAAGGAGACUCCAUUGAGUUGUCCUGGAAUGCUCAAAACCUGGAGUUUCUCUUCCGCAAAUCCACAAAUUAAUGUUCCUAGAUCUACUUGACAAUUAAUUAAUGUUGUCACCAUUAAUUAAUUAGGCUUUGCUUGGACCGAUUGCGUUCAAUUCUUUUUUUUUUCUUUUUUAAUUUCAUUGGUAAAUAUUUCAAAAAAAUUAUAUCGUUACAGUACAGUUUUUAUUAUAAUCACAUCCUUAGUACGUAGUAUAUACUUCGUAUAUUGCCCGUGGAUUGAAUUGAGAUUGAAUAAUCACUAGAAAAAGUACUUCGUAUAUUGCCCGUGGAUUGAAUUGAGAUUGAAUAAUCACUAGAAAAAGUUACAUACAGGAUUGGCAUGAACCGCCGC
This is a messenger RNA of Cuscuta epithymum, 1121 nucleotides long. The record is from the annotation of a GenBank genome assembly. NCBI's taxonomy places the organism in Eukaryota, Viridiplantae, Streptophyta, Magnoliopsida, Solanales, Convolvulaceae.